Molecule: messenger RNA, 2545 nt
Organism: Cloeon dipterum
Lineage: Eukaryota; Metazoa; Arthropoda; Insecta; Ephemeroptera; Baetidae
Product: zinc finger protein ZFP2-like
Exons: 10
Coding region: 142-2070 (642 amino acids)
Cellular component (GO): nucleus
Molecular function (GO): zinc ion binding
Source: RefSeq, a predicted model, not a curated record
CCACCAUCCAGUGGUGCCGCGCGUACAGGAGAAAAACGUAAACAAACAAUCAGAAUUCAGCUGAUUCCGGUUUGGAGCGAAAAAGUGCGUGUUUGGAGCGUGAUAACAGAGCUGUCGCUUGAUUAAAAAGGAAAGAGAAAAAUGGUGGACUACGCUGUGGAGGUGUGUUUCACGGAUUUGUGCAGAAUUUGCGCCAACCCUUGCCACGCCUCGAGAAGAAUCACCCUUUUCGGCCCUGACAGUGCGAGGCUUAAACUUCUAGAGAAAAUAAACACGUUUUUACCAUCUUUAACAAUUUGUGAAAAUGAUGGCUACCCGAAUUUCGCUUGCAUUUUGUGCGUUUCAAGGCUGACCGUCUGUGAUAAUUUGGUGAAUCUGUGCAAGGAAGCAAAUGAACGGCUCCGAGCGCUCAAAACUCAGUUAGAAUUCGAGAAAAACUCGAGGACGGCUGAAAGUGGAGAAAAUUAUUCGAGCAACGCUAAUGAGUUUACAGAAGCAAAAGAGGGCUCGUUUGAAAUGGUUCCGGAAACGGAGAGUGCCAAAAUAUCAGUUAUUCUGCGCAAAGAGUUACCUAAGUCAAGUGAGAGGCCCGAACAGAGUCUCGUUCUAGUCAAUGUCCCGUCUGAAAGACUGCAAAAAGCCAAAGAAAACUGUGAUCCUGGUUCAGACAAGCAAACUUUACUAGAAAAAGUUAUUAAAUCUGGUGCGGACAGCGAGGUGAGCAACGCCCUGAAGGGUUUAACAAGCAAACCUGCGCCUGCCGCCAGUGAAAAUGUCAGGAGGAGCAGUCGUGCGCGAGUGCGAAAAAGAUUCUUCGAGACGGACGCGUCGAGGCCGAAGCUGCAGCAGAAGGAGGAGCAACACCACUGCGACAUAUGCGACGUAUCUUUCAACAACCUGAAAAAACUGCUGCUCCACCAACGCUCCAGGGCGCACAAUUUGAAAUCCUGCGCCAAGAACAUGAAAUGCGCCAAGUGCAGACAAGCUUUCGAGUCUUCGGAGCAGCUCGAGGCGCACGCGUGCAACCCUUUGAAGUGCGACUUCUGCAAGGUGGUGUUCGACAACGCCAGGGAGCAGGAGCAGCACUCGCUGCUGCACGACGGCAAUUUCACGUGCGACAUGUGCGACGCGAGGUUCUCCGAGCUGCAGGUUCUGCAGAACCACAUCCUGUGCCACACCUUGGGCAAAAGGAAGAAGCUGCACCAGUGCAGAAUGUGCGCCAAGCUGUUCAAGAGCCGCCUCGGACUCAUCAACCACGAGAGCAACCACACCGACCAAAGGGCCUACUCCUGCUACAUCUGCUCACUCGCUUUUCCGAACAAGGAAGAGAUGCUGGAGCACCGGAGGCAGCACACGCGCGAGGAGAAGGUGGUGCAGCAGGGGGAGCGGCCGCGGCGGAAAAAGCAGCAGCCGUGCAGCGUGUGCCAAAAGGUGCUGGCGUCGAAAGCCGGGCUGGAGGUGCACAUGCGAAUGCACAAGAACGAGAAGCCGUUCGAGUGCAGCGAGUGCGGCAAACUGUUCCGGCAGGAGAUCAAAUUGCGCUACCACCUGCGCAUCCAUUUGGGCGACCUGCCCUACUGCUGCGCCACCUGCGGCAAAAGGUUCAACACGCAGCGCCAGCUGGACACGCACACCAGGGUGCACACCAACGAGCGGCCCUACAUCUGCGAGGUGUGCGGCCUGGGCUUCAGGUCGAGCGGCGUGCUGGGCCGCCACAAGAACACGCACAGCGAGGAGCCGCUGUUCGCCUGCUGCGUCUGCGAGAAGAAGUUCCGCACGCGCCACGCCACCACCACGCACGAGCGCACCCACGCCACCGACAAGGGCUUCAUGUGCGACCUGUGCGGCCGCACCUUCGCGCAGAAGGUCACCCUGGAGAAGCACCGCCAGCGGCACGACAAGCAGCGCGUCUCGUGCGUCGAGUGCAACGUGUCGUUCGCCUCCAAAAAGGGACUACGCCGGCACUUUGACAAAAAGCACCCUGUUGCCCUCGGCGAACACAUUUUUCACAAUGAUUACGUCACUCUGACCGUGCCAAAUGAUGAGUUAAUUGUUGAGGUUGUCGUUUAAUCAAUAAAUUUUAAAAAAAGAAAAAUAAAAUAAUUUUAAAAAUGUGAAAAAUGCAAACUUAAAAUUCUUACGUCGCUUAAUGUGGACCAUCUUAGAUUUUUGGCAACACCGCAUGUCCUCAGAUUUCGACGGAACUUGCAGCUAAAGGGUUAGAUAAAUUCAAACCGAAUUAAUUACGAAUGAAAACACCAAAAUUGAAGAAAUCGGCAAGAAUUCUCUGCCAGAAAACUCCUCGUCGCUGAUUGGCUGACAACAUAAACGCACUAGCAGCUCCCGCGCGGUUGCCUAGCAGCGUAGCGAAUUGCGCGUGAGAAUCCGCCAUGCGCGUUGUCAGCCAAUUAGCGUCAAGGAACCUUCUUGCUGAUUUUUUCGAAUUUUCGUGUUUCCGUUCGAAAUUAAUUAAGUUUAAAUCAACUUUUAUAAGACGCAAAUAUCUAUUUCUGAAAAUCUUAUCAGUAAAUUGCCAAAUUAGGGA